AUCUCUGUUGGAUCUUCUUUUUGUCGGAUGCUCACCAGGGGAACGACCCUGACGAGCAACAGACAAUGGAGUGCUCAACUGGGAAUUCAAGAUCGGGUGAUCUCGCACUGCGUCGUAACACGGUAACUGACGAGGAGAACUUGUCCGGUUUCGGCUCGGUCAAUCGUUAAUUGCAUUAUGACGAGUCUGCUCGGGUGAGGAUAGUAGAAAGGCAAAGGGGACAAAAAGGGAGGAAAAUAUAGCGGCGACUCUACUAUACUCUGACCUGAGGAAGCCCCUGAUACUCUUUUUCUCAGGCCGUUCUCUCCAUUUCCCUCCCGCCGAUCUCCGCUUCUUCUUGAACACAGUGGAGUGUGUUCUCUUCUCUUCCUCCGGCGAUAUAAAUCGCGUCUUCCCCUCUCUCUUCCGCUUUCUCUUUAUCUGCUGCGGCUGCGGCGGCGGCGGCGGCGGUGGCGGUGGAGAGAACGGUGGUGGUACCUGGCGAACGGUGGCUUGCCUGCCUGUUUGCCUGCCUGCCUGUUUGCUCGCUGUCUGGAGAACAGCUAUGUCAGUCUGUGCUUCGUUACUGGCCUAGCGGCCGGCCGAGUGAUUCUAACCAAUCAACCGGAGCAGAGUAGAUAUAUAUUUUACCUUUUCUCUUUCUCUCUCUCUCUCUCUCUCUCUCUUUCUCUCUCUCUUUCUCUCACCUUCCUGUCCUCCCUUCCCUUUUCCUUCCCGCCCUCCAUUUUAUGCCCCAGGCCCAUCUGCCCGUACCUCCCUGGUACCGUCGCGCCCGCGUUCCGAUGUUCGGACUGGGGAACAGGAAGGUUCUCAAAUAUUCCGCCAUCGAGACGUCGCUUUCCAUCGACGUCGAGGAUACUGUCACGUGUUUCUGCAGAAAGGCCAGACGAAAGGAGAAGGAUGCGGGAACCACGGAGGAUCCGAAAUUGUACCUGGAGGAGGCUGCUCUCGAAAGGCAGCUACCGGAGCUGGACCUGAGGAUGCUCGUGGACCUACCGCCCGGCCUGGAUUACAACGAAUGGCUGGCAUCGCAUACCCUCGCAUUGUUCGACCAUAUUAAUCUCGUCUAUGGCACAAUAUCUGAGUUUUGCACCAUGACGGGUUGUCCCGACAUGACCGGUCCUGGCUUAAGAACGUAUCUAUGGUUCGACGAAAAGGGAAAGAAAACGAGGGUUGCGGCGCCACAAUACAUAGACUAUGUUAUGACAUUUACGCAACGCACCGUUAGCGAUGAAACUAUAUUCCCUACAAAAUAUGCAAACGAGUUCCCGAGCUCGUUCGAGUCGAUAGUGCGUAAGAUCCUGCGGCUACUGUACCACGUAGUGGCACACAUCUACCACUGCCACUUCAGGGAGGUGGCGCUUUUGGGGUUGCACGCUCACCUCAAUUGUGUAUUCGCCCACCUCACGCUCCUUAAUCAACGCUUCAACCUUAUAGACCCCAAGGAGACGGAGAUCCUGGGGGACUUAGAAGCCGCCCUCUUGGGUGACUCGACAUCCGCGCCUUCGCAGACCUUAGCCAUCCAGGAGACUCCGACCACUACGAACACUAGCAGUACCACCUAGAUCGCUGCGAUGCGUUAUAGCGAACGAGCAGAGGUUGCAGUUCCUGAGACUAGGUGACGAUAGAUGACGAUACGUUCGUUCAUUCGAUUUCUUUUUUGUCUCCUUUUUUUCUUUUUGUAGAUUACAUGCGAAAAAUAACGUAUAUUGCGAUAUGAUCGGCUGGUAAGAAUGAAAAGAAGUACGAAAGAGUGAGAGAAAGAGAAUGAAAGAGUGCGAGAGAGAUUGAGAGAAAGCAGUGAUUCUGUAAAAACAAGAAAAAAGAUACCAGUAGUACCUGUACAUAGCAAAGUGUGAACAACUACAUGAUGUAAUUAGGUUCCUCUGUUUGUUGUUUGUGAGAUUGUACAUAAUUUAUUAAAUGGUAAGAUACAUGAGGAAGGGAAAGAGAGAGAAAGAACGAAAGAAAGAAGAUGAAAGAGAGCGAGAGCGAACGAGAGAAUGCGCAAGUGACAAAGAACGAACAUUGAUUAUUAUUGACAAAGCUAGUUGCUAUAAGAGAUAAUUUGUUCUGUAAAAAAUGAUACAAUAAUAUUGUAAAGUUAAAAUAAUACCAAAUAUAUACCUGGUGUUAAGGCA
Atta colombica is the source of this 2141-nucleotide messenger RNA. RefSeq names its product MOB kinase activator-like 2 (gene Mob2). Gene Ontology annotation, cellular component: nucleus; cytoplasm. NCBI's taxonomy places the organism in Eukaryota, Metazoa, Arthropoda, Insecta, Hymenoptera, Formicidae. The transcript is spliced from 5 exons. The record is from RefSeq and is a predicted model, not a curated record. Gene Ontology annotation, biological process: signal transduction; positive regulation of protein phosphorylation. Gene Ontology annotation, molecular function: protein kinase activator activity. The coding region runs from base 729 to 1565 and encodes 278 amino acids.